UAAAAACCCGGCAAAUAACAUGUGUUUUAAUUUUACGCAUCAACCAAGUAACUUAAAUUGUUAUUUAUUCUUAUAUACUAUGAUUUCGAUAAGAGCUUAAUUUAAGUUACUUAGAAAAUGAACGAUAUACCGUGUAGUGUGUGCGGCAGCACCGAUUUAAACUUAGUAGAUGGUUUUUAUUAUUGUGUAGAAUGUGGUACCCAAGAUGUAAAUGUUCGAGAAACGAUUGUCGGGGAAUCAUUUUUUGCGGAUGGAACAAAGCUUUUGGCAACAGGAAAGAAGUUUUCCAUAAUGAUCAAAGAAGGAAUCCAAAUGAGUGCAGAAUGGUAUAAAUGGCAUGCAUACAAUUUCAUACUCUAUGGCCUUACUGAAGAGUUAAUCAAACUUGGAGCUAAACAGAGUAUCAAGACUAAAGUACUCUGGAUUUGGACACGGUAUAUGAAGAAAUUUCAAGAGAAAGAUGAGGAAGAGAAAGAAAAUUUAGAGACCCAGAGUAAAAUUGAAGAUAACACAACAAAGAGACGUAAAAGAUCUAAGAGUCCGGACUCUUUAGAUGGUACUACUAGCUCAGAUUCUGAUGACGAUAACAAUAAUAUACCCGCAAAAUAUAUAAAAAACAUUGCAAUAAUUACAAAAGGAUUAUUACUAGCUAUAUUAUAUUUAGCAUUAAAUUUUGAUAAAUGUUCAAUACAAUUAUCACAUUUAUUCAGAUAUAUAAAAGAAGAUAGAUUAAGUUUAUUUAAAUGUACGAAGUUCGUACCAAAAGAAAUCGAAACAAAUCUAAUACCUUGUUGGAAAAACUUUUGUCAGUGCAAAUGUGAUUAUAAAUCGAACACAAUAUUGCAUUAUGCAUUAACUUGUGUUAAAGUUUUAGAUCUUGGUUAUCCUAUUUUACCUGAUUUUAAUAAAAUGAUAAAUACAUAUAUUAAAGAACUAUGUUUACCUAAUGAUUUUAAGAAUUUAGUAUAUUCUUUAUUACUGUAUCAACCUUAUAAAUUUAAAAUAAAUAAAAUAACAAUUAAAAAAAUGGUACGUAUACCUGAUUAUGAGACGAUUGCUAUGUCUUAUAUAUUAUUAGCUCUCAAAAUGUGCUUCGGAUUAGACGGUGCUUAUGAAAUUCAAACAUCAAAUGUAAUUAAUCAAAUUAAUAAUAAAGAAAAUCAUUUGAAAUCAUACAAAAUAGGUAUGUACACUGAAUCAACGGAAAGAUUGUUUUCAUUUGACGAAUGGACACGUUUUUUACAAUUCAGAAAGAUUUUAAUAUGUCAAUAUUAUUUACCAAUGGCAAGACAUUAUAAUUUAGAAGUUAAUGAUUUCAUUUUAAUGGAACAUUUAGGUGAAAGAAAGAAAAGGCAUAUAAAGUUACGAGACGAAGUGACAAUGGAUAUAUUAAACAAAAUACCAUACCAAAAUAACAUGAAUGUUAUACCUAAAAGUGAAUUUCCACCUUCUUUAACACCAAUGUCUACCUACACCAAUAUUAUAUUAAAUAUAGUUCCUAAUGAUGAAAUAAGAUUAUUACUAAGUGAAGAUUUUACACAAUACAAUCUUAAAUAUGCAACUGAAAAUAUUAAACUUAUCAAUUUAAAUGAAAAUAUUAUAACAGGUAUUAAUGAAUUAAAUAUAAAAAUUCAAUCAGAUUUAGAUAGAAAUAUAGAUGUAAAAAGAUCUGAUAAUACUAUGGUUUUCGUUAGGAAUUGUGAAAAUAAAAAUUGGUUGAAAACAAAACAACCUACUUUAGAGCAUAUAAACGAUAAAACUAUAGAUUCAAAAGUCUUUGAAUCAAGUAUGAAUGAAACUGAUGUUAAAAUCGAAGAUAUUAAACAAGAAGAUAUAAAAUUUGAAUGUUUCGAAGAGGAACAAGAAGGUAUUAACAUAUUUGAUGACAAUUUUGAUUUUUUAUUAAAAGAUGACAAAUCAAUCACAGACGAACAACCAAAUUUAAAUAUUGAAGAAUUAAAUCACAGUAUGGGACAAUUAAAUACAUUCGAUGAAACUGAAUUAAAUAUCGAUGAGAAUAAUUUUAAUAAAGAAGCAAUUAUAAAUGAAUUAAUUGCUUUAGCAUUAAAAAAAUACAAAAUCAAACUCCCAAAAGACUACGUACCAAGGCCAAGAAAACGUAAAGCCGAAAAAACAGAAAUUACCGAAAGUUUGCCUAGAAAACGUAGAAUAAGAACUGUUGAUAUUAAACAGAAAAUAAACAAUAUGAUUGGUUCAUAUUAUAGUCAUAUAGAAACUGAUAUAUUAACUAAAGUGACAGAGAGAGUUAAAGAUGCUUUUGAAAGACAGGAAAAUAACCUCGAUGUGACAAAUGAACAUUUAACCAAUAAUGUUAGCGAUGAUUUAUAUCAUGAACAAACAAACAUAACAGAUCAUUUAGUAAAUACAGGAAAUAUUGAAGAAAAUAAUAGCACAGAUAAUUUGAAUUCAACUAAUAUUGAGCAGAAUGAAGAUUUGAAUGAUAAUUUGAAUAAAGAAGAUCCAGAUUUCGAUGCUAAAACUCACGAUAUUAGCCAAUUGUAUAUUAAAUUAAAUGAUAUAGAGGUUGACGAAUCUCUCGUUAUAGAUAAAGAUCCUGUAAUCGAUGAAAUAAUUUUAAACAAAAUUGAAAAAUCUACUAAAGAAAUAGAUAAUUUGGAUGAACCAGUUACAGCUUUGAGAAAAAAUAAAUUCAGUUUAUGUUUAUCAGAUGACAGUUGCGAUGAACUAAAGCAACAUGAAGAUAAUAAAGAUUAUUUUCCACAUUUAAUUAAUGAUUCAACUCAAAUUAAUAAAUUCAACUAUUGGUUACGUUUUUACAAGAAUGAUUGUAUCUCAAGAUAUUCACAUGCGUAUUUAAAAUUCGAUUCGGAAUUAAAAGAACAAUUUCCCGCCAGUUUUUGUUUCGUUUUAAACGAAUGUGCAAAUAUUAUAGGUUGUUCGACAUACCAUCUUUAUAAAGAUAUGCAAAAUUUGGAAAAAAUGAUUUUUGGAAAAUUAAAAAAAAUACACAGAUGACGUUGUAUUCAAAGUAUGAACCUUUUAUUGUUUUUAAAUGUAUUAUAAUAUUUUAUGUUGGCAUAACUGUGAUUUUUGAGAAAAUAAAUUUGUUCAAAUAUUGUAUGGAAGUAACCUAUGAAUGAAAUUAAGGUAAAAAUUACUUUUUUUUACUGCCUUAAAGCGAAGUUCCUGAAAAAUACUGGCUGACAGAAAACUACAGACUUAAAAUGUUUUGUGAUUCUUUUAAUUCUUAAUUAUGUAU
Molecule: messenger RNA, 3241 nt
Organism: Papilio xuthus (Asian swallowtail)
Lineage: Eukaryota; Metazoa; Arthropoda; Insecta; Lepidoptera; Papilionidae
Gene: TAF1B
Product: TATA box-binding protein-associated factor RNA polymerase I subunit B
Exons: 3
Coding region: 118-2997 (959 amino acids)
Biological process (GO): RNA polymerase I preinitiation complex assembly; nucleolar large rRNA transcription by RNA polymerase I
Cellular component (GO): RNA polymerase I core factor complex; RNA polymerase transcription factor SL1 complex
Molecular function (GO): RNA polymerase I core promoter sequence-specific DNA binding
Source: RefSeq, a predicted model, not a curated record